Molecule: messenger RNA, 2742 nt
Organism: Prorocentrum cordatum
Lineage: Eukaryota; Dinophyceae; Prorocentrales; Prorocentraceae
Source: the annotation of a GenBank genome assembly
AUGGUCAAUCAUGGCAAGCAGGGCUUCUCCACUUGCGCGCAGUGUGGCAACUGGGCGUGGAAUUGGAGGCUCAAGAAGCAGAAAGGGGUGUGCGCAGUCUGCAACACCCCUCAGCCAGGGUGGUGUACUACGACGAGCGGCACGUUGUGGGCGCCGUGGUCCUCGGGCGGUGGGUGGCAUGACCAUGGGCAGUCUCUGCCGUCUCUCGCCAACCUCGGGGACUACCUGUCGAAGGCUCUCGCUGGUGCAGGUCUCGACGGGGACCCAGACGCGGCGCGCCUUGCGACGGAGUUCAGCACCCUGGCGUCCCAGAAGCUCGCGGCGGCCCCUGCGCCGCCGCCCAAGCCCCAGCAUGCGCUGCUCAAGGAGGCCACGGCGGAUUGCUCUCGCAGGCAGGAGGCUUUGGAGAAGGCCGCGAAGAAGCUGGAGCAGUCCCGCCUCCAGCUUGAGAAGGACCAGGCCAAGUUCGACGAGGCGGUGCAGGAGGUGCAGGAGGCGGCGAACCCGCCCGAGGCGGCCACCAAGCAGUCGGGCUUCGUCCUGGACCCUGGGCUGUUCGAGUGCCUCGACGAGCUGGAGGAGUCCGACAGGCAGGUCACCCAGCUGGUCGACGCCAAGCAGAAGGAGUUCCAGGACUUGCUGGAGCGCACGAGGUCGGCGCACACGGCGGCGGCGGCCAAGCGGCGCAAGCGCGGCGCCGAUGGCGAGGCCGUUGCUGGCGGCGGCGCCGAAGGCUCGCCCGCGGCUGGCUCUGGCGCCGCUGCGGCGCUUGGCGCCGCUGCGGCCGCUGCUGGGCCCAGCAAGGCGAAGGUCGUGGUGCAGGAGAGCGACCAGAAGGCCAUGCUGGAGCGCAUCAAGAGCAGCGCCCAGGCGCAGGCGCGUGCGGCCGCUGAUGGCAAGGCCGCUGGCGCUGGCAAAGGCGGCAAUGCGGGCGCUGGCAAGGGCGUUGCGGCUGCUGGUGCUGGUGCAGGAGAGAAGGACAUGCCAGACAUCUGCCAGGCGAUUGAUAAAGACGGCUGGCGUAUGGCUUACACGGCCGCCCGCCCUUCGGGCAAGUCAGAGGAGCAGAGGCAGAGGCGCAUGCAGGCGCUUCCCAUCGAGUUCCAGGAGGGCUUCGACGAGCUGGAGCCGCCAGCGCCUCCGCCAGCGCCCACUGUGUCUUUCGCCAUUCCUGAGGAGACUUGGUUUGAAGCUCAGACACAGGUGUAUUGGGAGGGCCUCCCCCAGCUGUUUGAGGAUCAGCCAGAGGGUGCCCGUGGCAAAGUUGCAGCUUUUGACCGCAGUCAGCACUUUGUCUUUGAAUGGCAACCUGAGGAGCGUGCUCGGCUGGAUGAGUCCUACGGCGCUUGGAUUUCUACAUUGGAGCGUGCCACUUUGAUUCACGAGCAGGUCGAUGCCAGUACUUGGAUGCAGUUCUCAGCUCACUUCCUUGGUGGACACCACGCGCAGUGGGCGGACUUGUCGACUUCACGGGCUUUGUUAGCUUCGCGCUCGUCCUUUGUCAAGUGGGUGAAGGAGUCCUGGUCAUCUAAGCCUGGUGCUGUACAUCGGCAUGUGAAGCAGGCUCCGCCCUUGGAGUGGGGGGGCCGCGACGCGGCAGGUGCUAUCACCACGGACAAGCAGACGAUGCUCCAGACGUCUGCCUCUGAAUGGAAUGCGAUGUGGCGAGAUCCUGUCGAUCAGCCUGCAGAUAUUUUGUAUAUGAUGGGCCAGUGUCUGUCAGCUGCUCGAGAUGACCCACUUCCUGCUAUCACCAUCAUGGACGUGGACGCUGUGCUGCCCACGCUGCCAGCGAAGAAGGCGAAGGGCGUGGACGUGCUGAACCCCAUUGAUAUUCAGCGACAGCCAUUGGUGGCAAGGCAGUGUCUUGUGGAUAUUUUGAAUAAUAUCGAGCAGGCUGGCGCCUGGCCGUCGCCCCUCAGCUCGGUCCUGGGUGCUGCGAUUCCCAAGGGAGCUGGAGGCAACAGAGUGUUGGGGCUAGUCCCGACGCCGCACAAAGUAUGGUCAAAGGUGGUGAAGUGGAAGGACGUGCGCGGCCCCAUCGCCGCGGUGCAGGCCACGCUCUUGCAGAUUGGCUGGGAUCCGCAAAGUCCUGAUGUCUGGUCACGUCCUUUGCCAGAUGGUACGAUCGAUGAUUGGCUGUUCCCUGCUUUUGGUGAUGAGCAGUUCGCUACAGCUGUUCCUUCGCAUUUUGAGGAUAUGCUCGGCGCAUUCAUGGAUGAUUGUGCUCAGCUGCAGUGGAAGGAAGCGGCCCACCAUGAGGCGGGCGAGGAUCUGGCAGCAGGAGCGGACAUGACGACGGUGCAGAUUGAGCUGAACCGCUUGGCUGCCAAGUCCAAGUUCGACGAGUGGGCCGCCGACAUUGCCGUCAUCUCGGGGGGCCAGUGGACUCGUGAGCGGCAGAUUGCCGCAGGUGCACCUCGAAAUCUCGUUCAGGGCAUCACACGAGAGGGCGAGGAGUACUACGACCGCACGCUCAAAGACUACAAGGGCCUGUCGUGGGAUGACAUCACCCCUGAGAACGCGGCGCGCAUGACCAGGGUGAAGAACCUGGAUCAGGAGGAGUUUAAGGAGCUCGUCCGGCGCGCCUACCCGUUCGUGGUGGAGGACUGCGUCCCAGAGGACGCGGAGCUCAAAGAGUUCGCGUGCUCGGAGUACGGCAAGCGGUGGCCCAAAGAGCACAUGCGGGCGGAGUACACCCCCGGACAGAAGCACAUCAAUGUGGGAGGGCCGACGCCGUGA